This is a messenger RNA of Erinaceus europaeus (western European hedgehog), 1565 nucleotides long. Its product is annotated as 5-beta-cholestane-3-alpha,7-alpha-diol 12-alpha-hydroxylase. NCBI's taxonomy places the organism in Eukaryota, Metazoa, Chordata, Mammalia, Eulipotyphla, Erinaceidae. The coding region runs from base 12 to 1529 and encodes 505 amino acids. The transcript has a single exon. The record is from RefSeq and is a predicted model, not a curated record. Gene Ontology annotation, molecular function: sterol 12-alpha-hydroxylase activity; iron ion binding; heme binding.
AGUUGGCCUGGAUGAGCGCAGGCAUGGCGCUGUGGGCUCUGACCCUGGGGCUCCUGCUGUUGACGGCUCUGGGGCACCUGUGUCUGCUGCACCUACGGAGGCAGCGCAGGCCCGGGGAGCCCCCCCUGGACAAGGGCCACGUGCCCUGGCUGGGCCAUGCCUUGGCUUUCCGGAAGAACAUGUUCAAAUUCCUGAAGGGAAUGCGGGAAAAGCAUGGGGACAUCUUCACGGUGCAGUUUGGAGGGCAGUACUUCACAUUUGUCAUGGACCCUCUCUCCUAUGGCCCCAUCCUCAAGGACACGAAGAGAAGACUGGACUUCGUGUCCUACGCGAGGCAGCUGGUGUUCAAGGUGUUUGGGUAUCGCUCACUGGACGGAGACCACCACAUGAUCCACGCCGCCAGCACCAAGUACCUCAUGGGGCCCAGCCUGCAGGAGCUCAACAAGGUCAUGCUGGACAGCCUGUCCUUGGUGAUUCUGGGGCCUGCGGGCUGGGGGCCGGGCCACAGUGGCUGGCACGAGGAGGGCCUCUUUAAUUUCUGCUACAAGGUGCUCUUCACGGCUGGCUACUUGGCCUUGUUUGGCUUCACACGGGACAAGGAACAGGACGUACUGCAAGCACAAGCGCUGUUCUCAGAGUUCUGCAAGUUCGAUGUCCUCUUCCCCAGGUUUGUCUACUCUCUGCUGGGGCCUCGAGAGUGGCGGGAAAUAGGCCGACUCCAGCGGCUGUUCCACAAGAUGGUCUCUGUGCGGGAGAACCGGGACAAGGAGGGCGUCAGCAGCUGGCUCUCCUUCAUGCUUCAGUACCUGCGGGAGCAGGAGGUGCCCGAGGACAUGCAGGACAAGUUCAACUUCAUGAUGCUCUGGGCGUCCCAGGGCAACACCGGGCCCUCCUCCUUCUGGGCCCUGGCUUUCCUCCUGAAGCACCCAGAGGCCAUGCAGGCUGUGCGGAAGGAGGCCACCGGGCUCCUGGGGGAGGCCCGGCUGAAGGACAGGCAGCCCUUCCAGGUGGACGUCAGCGUCCUGCACCACACCCCGGUGCUGGACAGUGUGAUGGAGGAGUCACUGCGGCUGGGGGCCUCGCCCACCCUCUUGAGGCUGGUGCAGGAGGACUGCGCCUUGAAGAUGGCCAGCGGGCAGGAGUACCUGGUCCGCCGGGGAGACAUCGUGGCCCUUUUCCCUUACCUCUCGGUGCACAUGGACCCCGACAUCCACCCCGACCCCACCGCCUUCCAGUACGACCGCUUCCUCAAUCCCGACGGCAGCCGCAAGGUGGACUUCUACAAGGCGGGCAGGAAGAUCCACCACUACAGCAUGCCGUGGGGUGCCGGUGUGUCCAUCUGCCCCGGCAGGUUCUUUGCCCUCAGUGAGAUGAAGCUCUUUCUCCUGCUCAUGGUCACACACUUUGAUCUGGAGCUGCUGGACCCUGCCACACCCGUGCCGCCCGUGGACCCCAACCGCUGGGGCUUCGGGACCACGCAGCCCACCCACGACCUGCACUUCCGCUACCGCCUGCGGCCGCCCGAGUAAGCUCUGUGUGACAGUGUGGCCUGGACAGGGCUGCCU